CGUGUAACUGUACCUCCAUGCUGCCUCCCUCUCUCUUCUGAUACCACUAACCACAAUGGCCAGGCUCGGGUGAGGAGCUGCCUCUCAGACGAGCCUCAGCAGAAUCAGGAGCGGCGGCACAUUCACCGAGAGGCCCGCGGAGGAAUAUGACACCCAUGUGAGAGAGAAAAGGUCAAUGUGGCUACUAAAGCAGCUCUCAGGACUCGUCGUCAGUGGUCGUGGAUUCCUGAGGCCGGUCUCUAUAGCAACCCCAUCCUCCUCCUGACUACUGCUGCCAACUUCCUCUCCCUACCACGCGUCCAAAUCUCUCUUCAUCCCCCCCCGGCCAAUCAUCGCCCCUGAACCGCGCUGGAAUGGACACAGAAUCAACCCACUCCGGCUACUCGUAUCACUCCAGCCGCUCCGGGAGAUCAAACCGACAUGGGGAUCGCAGUCGUGAGCGCCACAAGGCCAGCAGUAAGGACAGCGUUCGCUCCGAGAGGUCGGUCAUCAUCAACCCCCCGGACUCGCCCUCGCAGGAAUCCCCCGUUCACAACGGAGAGCCGCUGCCAGGAGAACCCUCGCCUGCAGCAGAGCACGGAGACGAUGCACAGGAUGAUAACUGGGGGGAAACCACCACCGCCGUGACAGGCACCUCUGAGCUGAGUAUUUCCCAGGAGGACGUGGUCGGUCUGGGGAAGGAGAUCCAGGACCGGACCCAAGGCUUCCGUCGUUUCCUCCCCCUGGCUGUGGGAUUGUGCGUGGGGCUGCUGGUGGUGGCCACGCCCCUCGUCUUCCUCCUCCUCCCGGUCGUCAUGUGGCCCGACAGACUGCAGGCUUGCGGGGCCGCCUGCGAGGGUCUCUUCCUCUCCAUCUCCUUCAAACUCCUCAUCCUCCUGGUGGCCAUCUGGGCCUUGUUCCUGCGACAGGGUCGAGCCGGUCUGCCCCGGGUGUGUGUGUACCGCGCCUUCCUCACCACACUCACACUCCUGCUCACCAUGUCUUACUGGCUCUUCUAUGGGGUCAGAAUCCUCGAUGCUCAGGAUGAGGAUUAUCACGGUAUCGUCCAGUUUGCCGUGUCCCUGGUAGACUCCCAGCUGUUUGUCCACUACCUGGCCGUGGUGCUGCUGGAGCUCCGUCACCUCCAGCCGUGCUACAGCGUGUGUGUGAUGCGCUCCACUGAUGGGGAGACGCGUCACUACAGCAUAGGACAGCUCAGCGUCCAGAAGGCUGCUCUGUCCAUUCUGGAGUUUUACUACAGAGAUUUUUCUCUCCAUAACCCGGCUCUUCUCUCUGCCUCAAAGCACCGGGCUGCCAAACACCUGGCUGGGUUAAAGGUUUAUAACGUAGACGCCCCGGGGAGCACAGCGGGAGCACAGCCCAGUAAUGGGAAUCAAUCACGUGCCAUGGUUACAGCUGCCGGCAAACGCAAAGACAGCGCCCACAGUGAGCUGUACUACGAGGAGGCCGACUACGAGAGAAGAGUCCGCAAACGCAGAGCCAGGCUGGUCGUUGCCGUGGAGGAGGCCUUCACUCAUGUCCGGAGGAUGAAGAAAGAGGAUGAGCGUGCGACACCGUCUGACAUCAUGGACGUGCGUGAAGCCGCUCUGGCUAUAUUUCCCUCCAUGGCCCGUUCCCUGCAGAAAUACCUCCGCACCACCAGGAGGCAGCACUGCCACAGCAUGGAGAGCAUCCAGAAGCACCUCGCUUUCUGCCUCAUCAAUAACAUGAGCCCUAAGGCCUUCCUCGAGGCUUACUUGGCCCCGGGUCCCACCCUGCAGUACGGCCCUGAGCGCUGGAUGGCCGACCAGUGGACUUUGGUCAGCGAGGCGUCCGUCACAGGCGGCAUUAAGGAGGGGACGGAGUUCCUGCUGAAGUGUCUAGACUUCAGCUUAGCUGUGACCAUCAAAAGCAUCCCGUACAUCCGACUGACUGAGGAGUACAUCGACCCCAAGUCUCACAAGUUUAUACUGCUGCUCCAAUCAGAAACCUCAGUUUAACCAGAGCUGCUGGACUUACACUGUUAAGAUUACCCUUCUGGACUUUUCAACAAAAAAAAACAUUUUGUACGGUUUUUGUACUUCUGUUUAUGUAAUUUUCUUACAUAAUGUAUCUUUGUGUCAUUGUCUUUGUCAAAAGAAAAGACAAUAAAAAGGACAGAAGACAGGAGGGAUUUCUCUGUCCUGACAUCUGCAGAACACUGAUCAGAUUUUCCUCUAUGCACGACGGAUCACACUCUCAAACUUUCUUCUUCCAUAUCUUUGCAUGUGCCAGUGUGUGCCUGUGUGGGAGAGUUCAUGACUUAAGAAGGAGUGUGUGAUUUAGGCUGCAAAAAGUGUAUGCGUUAGUGUUUCAAGUAAAUACCCAGGAUGUGUCACAACGUGUCUCUUCUUCUUCCUCCUUAGCGUUACUAUAGUGACCUGGAAAUUUAAUAUACCAUGAAUCCUUUUAGGUUUUCUCCUUUUUUAGUAUUUGCAAAGUCUUUUUUUUAACAGUCCUGUAUAACAGAUGUUUGUACAGUAUUUAUAUGUGAAUAUACUUAAUAGACUUUUUAUAUCCAAAUUGUGCAUUGCUUUGAUUUUUUAAAAAACUUGUCAAAGAUUUCCUUUUGGUUUUAACAUGCGCUGUAUUGGUUGAGAUAGCUGGACUGUAAAUGAAAGAAGACGUGUUUGUAAUUGUCACAGACAUCAGUGAAAACACAAAAACACAAAAGACUGAAUGCAAAUG
Messenger RNA from Labrus mixtus (cuckoo wrasse), 2706 nucleotides. RefSeq names its product vang-like protein 1. Gene Ontology annotation, biological process: multicellular organism development. Lineage: Eukaryota; Metazoa; Chordata; Actinopteri; Labriformes; Labridae. The coding region runs from base 354 to 1979 and encodes 541 amino acids. Gene Ontology annotation, cellular component: plasma membrane. The transcript has 9 exons. The record is from RefSeq and is a predicted model, not a curated record.